CGCCAGUGGCACGCUUCAUUGAUAGAGAGAAAGAGAGAGAGAAGAGAGAGAGAGGCAAUGAGAGCCAUCCCUGAAGAGUAGGCUUUAGAGGGAGAUGGCUGUUCCAAUAGAACAGAGAGAGGAAAAUAAAAACAGAAAGUUGAAACCUUUUCUCUGAAAAGGCACGAAAAGAUUAAGGGGUUUUCAGCUGAAUCCUUUUUUUUCUUAAUAAAUUUUCUAGUUUGGAUCUGAUAUAAACCCCAAAAAUCUCACCCCUUUUUUACGUGCAUUGUGGCUGUUACUGUUGGGUUUCCUUGGCAUUUUUCUGGGUUUGUCAUUAAUGAGAGAGAUCAGGUGUAAUUUCUCCGAUUGAAAGAUGGGAUUUUGAAGAGUUCAUGGCGCGAUUUGGGAGCUAGGGUUUUCUUUGGACGGUCAUGGCGGUGCUUAGUCUUGUUUGGAUCUGAGGCUGAUUUUGGUGGCACUGUGGUCCUGUCAGAAAAUGGAGCUAAAAAAUCUCCAAGCUUGCGGUCUUGUCUGGUUGAUCUCUCUGCUUCUGCUGAAUCCAUUGUGGCUUGCUUACUCCAACGUGGAAGGAGAUGCAUUACACAGUCUCAGAGCUAAUUUGAUUGACCCGAGCAACGUCUUGCAAAGUUGGGAUCCUACCCUCGUCAAUCCAUGCACUUGGUUUCAUGUAACAUGCAAUAACGACAAUAGCGUAAUAAGAGUUGAUCUUGGCAACGCAGCUUUAUCUGGACAAUUGGUCUCCCAGCUUGGCCUGCUCAAGAAUCUGCAGUACUUGGAGCUUUAUAGUAAUAACAUAACCGGGCCAAUCCCGAGCGAUCUAGGGAACCUAACAAACUUAGUGAGUUUGGAUCUCUAUUUAAACAGAUUCACCGGUCCUAUUCCAGACUCUUUGGGAAAACUCUCAAAGCUGCGGUUUCUUCGGCUCAACAAUAACAGUCUUAGCGGGCCGAUUCCCAUGUCAUUGACGAAUAUCUCAACCCUUCAAGUAUUGGAUCUAUCAAAUAACCGUCUUUCUGGAUCUGUUCCCGACAAUGGCUCCUUCUCGCUCUUCACUCCUAUCAGUUUUGCAAACAACUUGGAUCUCUGUGGUCCGGUUACCAGUCGUCCCUGCCCUGGAUCUCCUCCAUUUUCUCCUCCACCGCCAUUUAUACCGCCUCCUCCUGUUCCUACACCAGCUGGAUAUAGUUCCAUGGGAGCGAUUGCCGGAGGAGUUGCUGCGGGUGCUGCUCUGCUUUUUGCCGCCCCUGCUUUAGCGUUUGCUUGGUGGCGCAGAAGAAAGCCUCAAGAAUUCUUCUUCGACGUACCUGCCGAGGAGGAUCCUGAAGUUCAUCUGGGUCAGCUCAAACGGUUCUCUCUGCGAGAACUGCAAGUUGCGACCGAUGGUUUCAGCAACAAGAACAUCUUGGGCCGAGGCGGGUUUGGGAAAGUGUACAAAGGCCGCCUUGCCGACGGAUCAUUGGUUGCCGUGAAACGGCUCAAAGAAGAGCGUACUCCCGGCGGCGAGCUUCAGUUUCAGACUGAGGUCGAGAUGAUAAGUAUGGCGGUUCAUAGGAAUCUACUGAGGUUACGUGGCUUCUGCAUGACACCGACUGAGCGUCUUCUCGUCUACCCUUAUAUGGCUAAUGGAAGCGUCGCAUCGUGCUUAAGAGAACGUUCAGAGUCACAGCCACCUCUAGAUUGGCCAACAAGAAAGCGGAUCGCGUUAGGGUCGGCCAGGGGCCUGUCUUACUUACAUGAUCACUGUGACCCGAAAAUCAUUCACCGCGAUGUGAAAGCGGCGAACAUUCUCUUGGACGAGGAAUUCGAGGCAGUGGUUGGCGAUUUUGGGCUGGCCAAGCUGAUGGACUACAAAGACACACACGUGACCACCGCGGUGCGUGGAACGAUCGGGCACAUAGCCCCGGAGUAUCUCUCCACCGGAAAAUCGUCGGAGAAGACCGACGUUUUCGGGUAUGGUAUCAUGCUUCUCGAGCUGAUCACCGGUCAGAGGGCGUUCGAUCUGGCGAGACUGGCGAACGACGACGACGUUAUGCUUCUGGAUUGGGUGAAAAGCCUAUUAAAGGAGAGGAAACUGGAAAUGCUGGUGGAUCCUGAUCUGCAGAACAACUACACAGAAACAGAAGUAGAACAGCUCAUCCAGGUGGCACUUCUCUGCACACAGAGCUCGCCAAUGGACAGGCCGAAGAUGUCGGAAGUUGUACGGAUGCUGGAAGGGGACGGGCUGGCCGAGAAAUGGGACGAGUGGCAGAAAGUGGAGGUUCUGAGACAAGAAGUGGAACUGGCCCCGCAUCCUGGUUCGGAUUGGAUCGUUGAUUCCACAGAGAAUCUUCAUGCUGUUGAGUUGUCUGGUCCGAGAUGAGACUUUUUUAUGUCCAAUCAACCACAGAGGCGAGGAAAAGAUGAGGAGGAAAAAAAAAGGUCACUGAAUUUUUUGUUUAUUUUUUAGAUUUAGGGUUUUUUCUUCUCUUCUUUCCAUGAUUUCACGAGGAAAUAGUUGAUGAUGAAAUGUCGUGUAAGCAUAUCUUUGUCUGUGUAUUCAUUACAUUAUCUGCAUAUAAGCUGCUGGAAAUCUGUCUUCGUGUUCGAAUGCAAA
Molecule: messenger RNA, 2596 nt
Organism: Tarenaya hassleriana
Lineage: Eukaryota; Viridiplantae; Streptophyta; Magnoliopsida; Brassicales; Cleomaceae
Product: somatic embryogenesis receptor kinase 2-like
Exons: 11
Coding region: 479-2362 (627 amino acids)
Biological process (GO): protein phosphorylation
Molecular function (GO): protein kinase activity; ATP binding; protein binding
Source: RefSeq, a predicted model, not a curated record